AUGCAAGCCAACCCCGAUUUUGACAUCAUCGUUACCGGACGAGCAUACGACCCAGCAACUUAUGUAGCAUUCUGCGCCAUGAACCAGGCCAAGGCCACGUCUUUACCGCUCGACUCACUCAGCAACAAAUUACUGGGCAAUUUCUACCAUAUGGGGAAAAUUAUGGAAUGUGGCGGUCUCUGUGCAACACCCAAAUCACCUGGUGCUAUGGCCUUGGUGUACGAGGAGGGGGUGUUUGAUAUAUCUCCCAUGGACCCUAUGGCUCGAUGCACCCCACUUAGUGUCGCUGCUCAUACUCUUUAUGAGAAAUCGCGCCCUGACCUGUUAUAUGGGCCCGGCGGAUGCCUCGACGUAGGUCAGACAACCUAUGAACAAUUGCCGGAUGGGAAAACUGUACGAGUUCGAGGAGCAGAAUUCAUUCUGUCCACAUCUGAGAGCAAGCCCUAUACCGUCAAACUCGAGGGUGCCCGAGUCAUUGGCUCUCGAACAAUCUUCCUAGGUUCUUUUGUGGACCCCAUCCUGACGAAUCGAAUAUAUGACUACCUCGACACUGUCAAAAACCGUUGCGCAGCGCAGCAUUCAGACAUGGAUGGUAUGUGGAAGCUUGACUUUCAUGUUCACGGUGCUCCACCGAGGCUACCCAAGGCUGCCGGCAAUGGUUCGAACCAUUGCGAUAGAAAUGACAUCACCGGGGAAGGCUUCAUCGUGGGCGAGGUUCUGGCAGACUCUCCAACCCUGUCCAAGACCAUCGCAUCGACGGCAAGGAUAUUUUGCUCACACGGUGCGUACAGAGGGCAAAUGGCUACGUCUGGUAACUUUGCCUUCGGCAUUGGCGGCAUGACAGAGUUGGAUGUUGGACCCUGUUGCCAGUUCUCGAUCUAUCAUCUAAUGAACCUUGCAAAAGGAGAAGAAUAUGGAUCCUUGAUAACCACCGACAGGCAGAAAGUGGUGCCUAAAUGCCACACAACAGAAGGAUUAUUCCCGUGGCUGGUCACGACGCUCGACCCACCUGCAAUAAAAGACCCAGACUCCAACGAAACCACUUCCGGUCCGCUAAUGGACAUUCGCAGCAAGGGCGUAGGAAUGCCUGUGCUCGGGAAAACGCUUUCGGAGACCAGCGUAAAAAGGGCUCCUGCUCGACUCCAAGAACUUAAGGACGUUGCAAAGUUUAUCCGCUCCAAAAAUGCAGGGCCCUUCCAGGUUACGUUUGACAUCAUGUUCGACGACACACGUGUCUACAAGGCCGUGAAAAAGAUCCGGAUUGCUUACCCAAGAGACGAUGGUGCGACUCUUCCAGCGUCCAGUCAGUGA
Molecule: messenger RNA, 1311 nt
Organism: Exophiala bonariae
Lineage: Eukaryota; Fungi; Ascomycota; Eurotiomycetes; Chaetothyriales; Herpotrichiellaceae
Exons: 1
Coding region: 1-1311 (436 amino acids)
Source: RefSeq, a predicted model, not a curated record